Messenger RNA from Candidozyma auris, 2475 nucleotides. RefSeq names its product dynamin-related GTPase MGM1. Gene Ontology annotation, molecular function: GTP binding; GTPase activity; microtubule binding. Gene Ontology annotation, cellular component: microtubule; membrane; cytoplasm. The record is from RefSeq and is a predicted model, not a curated record. The transcript has a single exon. The coding region runs from base 1 to 2475 and encodes 824 amino acids. NCBI's taxonomy places the organism in Eukaryota, Fungi, Ascomycota, Pichiomycetes, Serinales, Metschnikowiaceae.
AUGGCUGCUGGGGGCACCUAUAUCGCUUAUAAGGUCGAACAGGCGCAACAAUAUACCUCUGAUCGGUUCAGUGCAAUCAAGGAUUUUACCAGUGAGUUGUUCGACAAAACUGGGGACGUAUUCAAAGGUCUUGGUGGUGAUAAGAGUAAUUCAGGAGAUGGAAGUGGCGGAGGAGGUGGUAGUGGCGGCUCGGAAGAUGCUGCUGCUUUAGGUGCCACCGCAGCUGCGGUAGGACUAUCGUCAGAUGAAGAGAGUGAUUCGAUUGUUGGGGAUGACGAAGACACAGAGGAAGACGAAGAAACGUUAAUCGAUCAGGAUGACGACGAGCCUCCUGAUCUCGAGAAUGACGAGACAACCGAUGAUAUGCUCAACUUAACAAGGCAAAUGAUUGAGAUAAGAAAUAUUCUCAGCGCUGUUGAUCCACAGUCUGAGACUUUGAAACUUCCGCUGAUUGUUGUCAUCGGGUCUCAAUCGAGCGGCAAGUCGUCUGUGUUAGAAGCCAUCGUCGGCCAGGAGUUCUUGCCAAAGGGGAGCAACAUGGUCACCAGACGCCCUAUUGAGCUCACACUCGUUAACUCCCCGGACUCAGCCAGCGAAGUUGCCGAGUUUCCCGCGUUGAAAAUGUUUAAUUUGACUGAUUUUACGCAAGUACAGAAAACACUUUUCGACUUGAACAUGGCAGUCCCAGCUUCCGAAUGCAUCUCUAACGAUCCAAUUCAGAUCACUGUCAGAUCUCCUAGGGUUCCUGAUUUGUCCUUAGUGGACUUACCCGGAUACAUUCAGGUUGAGGCCGCUGAUCAGCCUACUGAGCUUAAGCAAAAGAUUCGUUCGCUUUGCAAUCGCUAUCUAGAGGCACCUAAUAUUAUUUUGGCAAUCUCAGCCGCUGAUGUUGAUUUGGCGAACUCUUCUGCAUUGAGAGCCGCAAAGUUAGCGGACCCGUUAGGAGAGCGUACACUUGGUGUAAUCACCAAGCUAGAUUUGGUUGAACCAGAAAAAGCUCGCGCCAUUUUACUCAACAGGAAAUAUCCAUUAAAGAUGGGUUACGUCGGUGUGAUAACCAGGGCACCAGAUAGCGGGAAGUCUUCAGGAGGUGGGUUGUUCGGAAGAAAAAGGAUAACAGGCUAUCAAGCAUACGUCGCUCAGCAGAAUUUCGAAUACCAAUUUUUGAAGGACAAUAAGGAAGCCUUCAUCGGAACCAUUACUGGUUCAAGAAACCUCAAGAAGAAACUCAUGAAAGUAUUGGAGAAGUCGAUGUCAGCGUCUUUGAGACCAACGCAUCUCGCGAUCCAGCAAGAACUUGAGGAAACCGCCUAUCAAUUCAAAGUUGAGUUUAAUGAUCGGUCUCUCACUCCCCAGAUGUACUUGGCUAACAAUAUAGACUUGUUGAAGGUUGCCAUCAAGGAGUUGAGUCAGAAAUUCUCGAGAAACGAGUUGAAGGCUCUCCUUAAGAAUGAAUUAGAUCAAAAAGUUUUGGACUUGCUUGCGGAAAGGUACUGGAACAAGCCGUUUGAUCUUAAAGGUGAUGUAUAUGCAUCAACUGAGCCAGACUUGCGUGAACUUUCACAGCUUUCGAGUGUUGAGGAGGAAAGUUACUGGCACAAAAAAUUAGACCUAGCCACUAGCUCUCUCACAAAGCUCGGGGUUGGAAGGCUUUCUACUUCGAUGUUAGCAGAGGCCAUUGUCACAGAGAUCAACAACAUUGUUGACAAAACUCAAUUGGCUAACCAUCCAAUGGCAAAGAAAGCAGUGGAGGAUGCUGCAAAGUCCGUUCUAAAAUCGAAGUAUUACUCAACUGCCGAUCAAGUGGAGAAUUGCAUUAAACCAUACAAGUAUGAGGUUGAAAUUGAAGAUCGUGAGUGGAAUGCAAGCAGAGAUUCUGCGGUGAAUCUCAUCAAAGAGGAGCUUAGACAGUGUGAAAAUGUUUACAGUGCCCUCAAAAAGCUGGUCGGGGGUCGCAAGUUGCAGCAAAUUGUAACCUAUUUGGAAAAGCUCAAUGGUGAAAGAAAAACUGAAAUAGAUAGUGACUCGAAUGAGACUCUUGGUUUUUCUAAAACUUUGAUUGAGCGAGGCAAGUAUGCCAUUUUUCUCAAGGAACGGCAAAAGCUUUUGAAGAUGAGAUACCUGUUCGUCAAAAACCUGAAGAAAUGCAAACUGAAAGAUAACAAAUACCAGUGUCCUGAAAUUUUUAUGGAUGCCGUUUCUUCAAAGUUGACCUCGACUGCGAUCUUGUUUUUGAAUGUGGAGCUUUUGAGUGACUUUUACUACAAUUUUCCGAGAAAGCUUGAUGAGGAGUUCUUUGGCAAUUUGAGUAAAGAACAGAUGGAGAGUUUCGCUAAAGAAGACCCAAAGAUCAAAAAACAUAUCGAACUUCAAGAAAGGAAGGAUCUUUUAGAAGAUGCUAUGCGCAAAAUCGAAGGAAUAUUAGCGUUUCAAAGGCAGAAGAUAGAGGAUCGACCAAACUCAACGUGGUGGUGA